CGGAGGCAGCGCAGCUCCCCCGAGAGCCCCGUCCCCGUGCUCGGCGGGGCAAGCUCCGCCCGGCUCUGCCCGCCGGGGGUGCGCAGCGCAGCGCAGCGGGAGCCGCCGCUAACCGCCCGCGGACAGGGGGCACCGGGGAGCGGGGCGAGGAGGAUGGGAGCGGGCGUGCGGAGCCGCCGCAGGGCAUGUUUUUGAGCCAUUUUUGAGGAAAUGUGGUGAAAGUCAACUUGCUCUGUUUUGGGGGAAAAUUCUGCUGAGGCUCGCAUUAGCCCUUUUGGCCACAGCCUUGCGUUGGGAAUUCAUGUUGAGCUGAUUGCCUGCCAGGACGCCUGGUCUCGUAUUCAGUCUCUGCUUCGGAGGAUAGAGUCCUCUCUCUCCCUCUCAUCCUUGAAAACACAUGGGAACAAAUAAGAGGAGAAACAGAGCUGGGAGUGGGAAGGGGAGGAGGCACUAGAGUUUCGCAGGGAGGAUUUUAGAUAAUGGGCUGUGUGCAAUGUAAGGACAAAGAAGCAACAAAACUGACUGAUGAGAGGGAUGGGAGUUUAACGCAAAGUUCAGGCUACCGCUAUGGCACAGAUCCCACGCCACAGCACUACCCGAGCUUCGGUGUGACUUCAAUUCCAAACUACAACAACUUCCAUGCCACAGGAGGCCAAGGACUGACGGUGUUUGGUGGAGUCAACUCCUCCUCUCAUACAGGGACGCUGCGUACAAGAGGAGGAACAGGUGUAACUCUUUUUGUGGCGCUUUAUGACUAUGAAGCAAGAACAGAAGAUGACUUAAGUUUUCACAAAGGAGAAAAAUUCCAAAUACUUAACAGCUCGGAAGGAGACUGGUGGGAGGCCCGGUCCUUGACAACAGGCGAAACUGGUUACAUUCCCAGUAAUUAUGUGGCUCCAGUCGAUUCCAUCCAAGCAGAGGAGUGGUACUUUGGCAAACUUGGCCGAAAAGAUGCCGAGAGGCAGCUGUUGUCGUUUGGAAACCCAAGAGGUACCUUCCUGAUCCGGGAAAGUGAAACUACCAAAGGUGCCUAUUCCCUGUCUAUUCGUGACUGGGAUGAUAUGAAAGGAGAUCAUGUCAAACAUUAUAAGAUUCGCAAACUUGACAAUGGUGGAUAUUAUAUCACAACUCGGGCACAAUUUGAAACUCUCCAGCAGCUGGUUCAGCACUAUUCAGAGAGAGCUGCAGGUCUUUGCUGCCGCUUAGUAGUCCCCUGUCAUAAAGGAAUGCCAAGGCUUACUGAUCUGUCUGUCAAAACCAAAGAUGUCUGGGAAAUUCCACGAGAAUCCCUACAGUUGAUCAAGAGACUGGGAAAUGGGCAGUUUGGGGAAGUAUGGAUGGGUACGUGGAAUGGAAAUACUAAAGUGGCUAUCAAGACUCUGAAGCCUGGCACUAUGUCUCCAGAGUCAUUCCUGGAGGAAGCCCAAAUCAUGAAGAAGCUAAAACAUGACAAACUGGUCCAGCUUUACGCCGUGGUAUCUGAAGAACCUAUCUAUAUUGUCACGGAGUACAUGAGCAAAGGGAGUUUGCUAGAUUUCUUAAAAGAUGGAGAAGGAAGAGCCUUGAAGUUACCGAAUUUAGUGGACAUGGCAGCCCAGGUGGCUGCAGGAAUGGCGUACAUCGAAAGAAUGAAUUAUAUACACAGAGAUCUGCGAUCUGCAAACAUUUUGGUGGGAAAUGGCCUAAUAUGCAAGAUUGCUGACUUUGGAUUAGCAAGGCUGAUUGAAGACAACGAGUAUACAGCAAGACAAGGUGCAAAGUUUCCCAUUAAAUGGACUGCGCCAGAAGCGGCACUGUAUGGAAGGUUCACAAUAAAGUCAGACGUGUGGUCUUUUGGGAUCCUACUGACAGAGCUGGUAACAAAAGGGAGAGUGCCAUACCCAGGCAUGAAUAACCGUGAAGUCUUGGAGCAAGUCGAGCGCGGUUAUCGGAUGCCGUGUCCUCAGGACUGUCCCAUCUCCUUGCACGAGCUUAUGAUCCACUGCUGGAAAAAAGACCCAGAGGAGCGUCCAACUUUCGAAUACUUGCAGGGUUUCCUCGAAGACUACUUCACUGCAACAGAACCCCAGUACCAGCCCGGCGACAACCUGUAAACCCCUGGUCUCCACACACUGUCACGAAUUGCCAGGUGUUCCUCAGCCCUGCCCCGCCUGCCCUUCAGCUUCCAACUCCGUGAUCGGCCUCCUACGAGUGCAGCAGCAUCUUCCAGCACCGCCGUGCACAGGAGGGGCUGAAGCUGGGAACUUCCGCAGCCCUCGCCUAUGACCACUUGUCCUAAUAAUCUGAAUGUCCUGGAUCAAAAGGAGAAAAACACUUGUUUUUUCUUAAUCAAAGACUCCAAAACUGCAUUGUAUCGAUGUUAUGUAAACUGCAAAACCUCCGUUCAUUGUAAAUAGUAACUCAGUGCCAAUAACUGAUCCUAGUGCUUUCCUUUUUUUAAAACGCAAAACCUAUGUGAUUUUAACUAGUCUUCUCCUGAUUCAACUAAAAAUAUUAUUUUCCAGAAGUGGCCUCUUUGUCUAAAACAUUUUUUUUCAUGUUUUAACAAGAAAAAUAAAAAAAAAAAAUCAGGACAGGUGUUUGGUUUUUUGCUUUUUUUAUAUAUAAAAUAUAUAUAAUAUAUAUACAUACCUGUACAUACAGUAUAUGGGUGCUAUUGCAGAGGAAACUCAUUUUGAAUGGAAUGAAUCCUGCUGCAGCAGUACCCAGAAAGUGAUAAUUUUACUGCAGACAUGAAAGCACUGGUGGGAUUCUGAAAGCCAGUGAUCUAAUUUUUGGCUUUUGCCAAGCAUGAUUUUUUUAAAUUGGAUUGCACUUUUUGUUUAUGACUAUGUACCUGUAGAUGGUUGUAACUUUGCUCUUUCAGGAAUCAUGUGCUGUAUUUACAGUAAUGUUUCCAAUGUUUGACAAGUGUGUGAUGAUUUGUUCUUGAAAUUAAAAUGAACAUAUUUAAAGCAAGAAAACUACACCAUCACCGUUUGAACUGGAAAAUUGAGACUGCAAGGACUUCUUGUAUCCAAACAUGUAUACUGAAAUGUUUCAAAAAGAUUUAUUAAACCGUGUAACCACAUUCAGAUGGUCUUCAGAUCAUAGCAUUUUAGCCAUGUCCACCUGCUAAACUGUUGGUCACGCAACUAGGAUUUUUCUGUUUUAUGUGUAACAUUUUUCCAUUGUAAAAUAAGUGUGUUAAAUGUCCUGUACUGCUAAUGAAAGUACUUUCUCUGUGUCUGCAAGUUCUCCAGUGGAAUUACUAUGCACUUCUUUACAUUUCAUGGGGGAUGCACAGAACAAAGUAUUACCUUUUCAGUUGUCUGUACCAGCCUUGAAUUACUUACGUUUAACCAAAAAAAA
Oxyura jamaicensis (ruddy duck) is the source of this 3351-nucleotide messenger RNA. RefSeq names its product FYN proto-oncogene, Src family tyrosine kinase (gene FYN). Lineage: Eukaryota; Metazoa; Chordata; Aves; Anseriformes; Anatidae. The transcript is spliced from 15 exons. Gene Ontology annotation, biological process: T cell receptor signaling pathway; cell surface receptor protein tyrosine kinase signaling pathway; protein phosphorylation. The coding region runs from base 480 to 2093 and encodes 537 amino acids. Gene Ontology annotation, molecular function: non-membrane spanning protein tyrosine kinase activity; signaling receptor binding; ATP binding. Gene Ontology annotation, cellular component: extrinsic component of cytoplasmic side of plasma membrane. The record is from RefSeq and is a predicted model, not a curated record.